UUCUUCGGCCUGUGUCUCGACGACGAGAGCCGAGGGCUUGUCGUCGGCGUAAUGCCCUCCUCAGUCGCCUGCCGCUCUCUACGAACCCUCCUCAUGGACGGGUUCGAGUGCCUCCCCGUGCGAUGCUCCGCCUCGGCACCCGCACCUGCACCUUUCCUCCCUCAUCGCCUUCUCCGUCUCUGCGUCCACCUCUGCUCUGCAAACCCACGGCGUCCCGUCUCCAAGAAUCUCCCUUUUCGUCAGAAAUCCUCUGGUUUUUGUUCAUAUUCCUACCGUCCACUCGUGCCUCGGAAUGCUGCAGUCCGCCCUGAGGUCCACAAGCGGAUCGACUAUUUGAAAUCAAAGUUGGAGGAACAAGGUAUUCGGUGUGGUAGUGGCAAGCCCGGGAAGUAUUGGGGAAAGUUAUGCCCAAAGUGUCAAGGAGGAAGUUCCAAGGAGAGGCACUUUUCUUUUUUCAUCAGUGAUGAUGGAGAGUUGGCAAGUUGGAUGUGUUUUAGAACUACAUGUGGAUGGAGAGGUUCUGUACGGGCUUUUGAGGAGUGCAAGAUAGGCUAUGCCAAAACAAGACAAACUUUGAAACUUAACGAUUACAGAGUAAUCACUGAAAUUGAUCUUCAGCUAGAGCCAUUAUGUACAGAGCUUAUUGCAUACUUCGCAGAAAGAUCGAUAUCAGCAAAAACUCUUGAACGAAAUGGCAUCAUGCAGUGUAAACAUGAUGAUCAGAUCGUUAUUGCUUUUACUUACAGGAGAAAUGCAGCUCUAGUAAGCUGCAAAUACCUUGCAUCCUCCAAAGAAUGUUGGCAGGAAACGGGCACGGAACAUAUUUUUUAUGGACUUGAUGACAUAAAGCAAGCUAGCGAUGUUAUAAUUGUCAAAGAUGAAAUAGAUAAGCUCUCUAUGGAGGAGGCUGGUUUCCCCAAUUGUAUUAGCGUACCUUAUGGACUACCUGAACAAUCCUCCAAAGAGCUACCUGCUGAGGAUGAGGGCACUGAGUUCCAGUACUUGUGGAACUGCAAAGAGUACCUAGAAAAGGCAUCUCGGAUAAUAUUAGCAACAGAUGCAGAUGUCCCUGGUCAAGCUUUAGCAGAUGAAUUAGCACGUCGCCUUGGUAAAGAAAGGUGCUGGAGGGUGAAGUGGCCGAAGAAAAAUGCUACUGAACUUUGCAAAGAUGCUAAUGAGGUUUUGAUGUAUAUUGGACCAGAUGAACUGAGGGAUGUUAUUGAGAAUGCUGAAUUGUGCCCUAUAAUGGGCCUAUCUCACUUCAGUAAUUUCUUCAAUGAAGUUGAUGAAUAUUAUCACCGGAGUCUUGGAUUUGACCUUGUUUCUACUGGUUGGAGAGCUUUAGAUGAAUUAUACAAUGUUGUGCCUGGAGAGUUGACUGUGAUAACAGGUGUUCCUAAUUCAGGCAAAAGCGAGUGGAUUGAUGCCCUGUUAUGUAAUAUCAAUGAAGCCCAUAAAUGGAAAUUUUUACUCUGCUCUAUGGAAAACAAGGUUCGGGAUCAUGCAAGGAAGCUUUUGGAAAAGUACAUAAAUAAACCAUUCAUUAAUUCAAGAUAUGGUGAAUCUACUGAGCGAAUGAGCGUGCAGGAAUUAGAACAAGGAAAGAAAUGGCUUAAUGAUACAUUUUAUCUAAUUCGGUGUGAGGAUGACUCCCUUCCAUCUAUCGAUUGGGUACUUGAACUUGCCAAGUCUGCAGUUGUUCUAUAUGGCAUCCGUGGACUUGUUAUUGAUCCAUACAACGAACUUGAUCACCAACGUUCUUCAAAACUAACAGAAACGCAGUAUGUGAGCCAUAUGCUUACUAAGAUCAAGCGCUUUGCUCACCACCACUCUUGUCAUGUAUGGUUUGUGGCACAUCCAAGACAGCUACAUAACUGGAAGGGUUUUCCCCCUAAUCUGUACGAUAUUAGUGGAAGUGCACAUUUUAUAAAUAAAUGUGACAAUGGAAUUGUCAUUCAUCGAAAUCGGAAUGAAAAUGCUGGCCCCCUUGAUCGUGUUCAGGUUUGUGUGCAGAAGGUGCGAAACAAGGUCGCUGGGAGAAUCGGAGAUGCUUUCCUCUCAUAUAAUAAAACCACAGGAAAAUUUGAGGAUUGGUAUGAUGGGGCUAGAACAUUUAGGAAGCAACGUAGAUGAGUUGCCUCUGUGACACUGCAUUCAUACACAGAAAUCGGAUGAUCUAGUUUUGAGGUACAAGCUGUAGCUUGAACAGAGAACAGUUUCGGAGCCCCAAUCAAUGGUUCGGGGCUGUUCACUGUUUUUGGACGGGCAGUCGUGGCGUGGUCUACUUGUUCAGCCGUAAAAUAUAAGGUGGCUGUCCUCCGUUUGGAAGAUGAAACCCUGUUGUUUGGCGCAUUAAAUUACAUGUGUUCUCAUAUGCAGGUGAAACGUUUGCUGAUACAGAGAGUUCAAUGUUUCAUGACAGCUUCCGAGUCUUAUAAAAUGUACAGGUGAAACUGAGAGAUAUCCACAUAUCAGGUUGUGAAGAAAGCCUACAUGCAAGGUAUUAUUGUAUUUGAUGAACGCUUUAUGUGAUUGCCUCGAGUCGUGGUCCUUCGACA
Musa acuminata AAA Group (dessert banana) is the source of this 2558-nucleotide messenger RNA. RefSeq names its product twinkle homolog protein, chloroplastic/mitochondrial. Bases 52 to 2133 code for a protein of 693 amino acids. Gene Ontology annotation, biological process: DNA replication. Lineage: Eukaryota; Viridiplantae; Streptophyta; Magnoliopsida; Zingiberales; Musaceae. The transcript has 21 exons. Gene Ontology annotation, molecular function: 5'-3' DNA helicase activity; single-stranded DNA binding; ATP binding. The record is from RefSeq and is a predicted model, not a curated record.